UUCAGAUAUUGUUAGAUAUUGUUAGGUCAUAUGUUGGCUUAGAAGCAAUUGGUUGUAGCGCAGUGUUUGUGAAGGAGGACCCGCAAGUGACUACACUUCACCUACAACUGCAAGAUAAGCUGUGUUGAAUGAUGCGUUAGGUGCAUGAAUAUCAGAAACCUUACUUGCAAAGACAAUUGCCCUCUUGACCACCAGUUUUUCCAGGAUCUGCAGGUUUGCCGGUGGUGACUGCUUGUGUUUUGUGAGAAGGCGCUCCUGCAAGGGAAUCUUUGACAAUGAACCCGAGCAAAUCCUUAGAGAGAAUCCGCUGCUACUAACAAGUGCCUUACUAGUAGUAACAAGGACGCUACUAGGGGCUCCUGGCAUCACUACUAGGAGCAAGGACGCUACUAGGAACAAGUGCAUCGCUACGGUCUGACCGAUCCCCCACUGCUUCUUUCUUUGUUGCGCUCAUCACUGUCAGGUCUUGGCAGACGGCUGCUUGUAGUUUAGUAAACUGCGACAUCCAAGUUUAGAUUUCUGCUCACGUAGCUAGCGCAUCCAUGAGCUUGCUUGAAAAUUGCCCUGAAGGCACUGUGCCCUCAAGGUGUCAUUCUUUUGCAAGGCAACCAUGAAUCGCCAGAACUUUGGUGGCACUAUUGGUUUCAAAGAGGAGGUGCUAUGUCGCUGUGGCACCUGGGAGGCUCAUGGCCAUGCAUGGGGGCAUCAGCCCGGAGUUCGUGAACGCAUGCACGGGAAAAGCUGGACGGUUUGGUGGCUGCCUUGACCGAAAGGUUGGGUCCACUACAGUUUGGGCGGAUCCACACACCGGCAAUGGCUUCAUUGAGUCCGAGAGGGGCAGUGAAUAUCACCAGUUUGGUAUGGACAAGGCGAAGGCACCCCUGCAAUCCAAUGAACUGAAAGGCAUUUUCCCUGGUCAUGAGCAAGUGGAGGAUGGCUCCAGAGUCCAGAGUUCUGAUGAUGGGUAUUUUGUGAUGACAGUCUUCUCGGCUGCGGACUACAUAGGUGUUUUUUGCCGAGGGCUCUGGUCUGGCCCUCCAUGGCUCUAUUCAACGCGUGGUCAAGGCAACAAGGGUGCCUUUGUGUUGGCCACCUCCACGGACGGCAGUGCAGUGAGUGAGGAGAUGUCCGGACGUGAGACACGUGCAUUAGCCGCGAACUUCACAGGGGCAAUCAUACCACCGGAGUCUCUUGGAAAGUGGAUCACGGACCCUUGAAAGCUUCAUGCAGUAGAAUCGCAAGCGUUUGCAUCAUGGCAACACCUCGUGCACCUUGAGCCAGAGGGAGACAGACUCCUUCAAGGAAAGGGUGCGCAAGGUCCUGAGCACUGCAGUGAACCAAGAGUUUGAGGCCCGAAAAUUCAUUGAUUUGCAAGGAGAGGCUUUGAUCCAUGGUGAGAACGUUGAGAUUUGCAAGAGCAUGAAGAAAGACCACAUCACGCAGCAGGUUUACAAUGAGCUUCGUGGCACUGACGAAGAGACUUUGGAGAAUGACAUGAAGACCCGUGAGGUUGAACUAGAGAAUGCUGAUGUGGAAUGAUGUUCAUGUGUAGUUUGCCUAGCUGGUGUCCUGUGUGUAGCUAGGGGCGAUGGAGGCAUCGGCGAACAACAACAGGAGCGUUGUGCAACGUGGAGUAGCUGUUCUUGUCUUCCCAGGUUUCUCUCCCUAGUUCCCGCGACUUGCCCGUGACCACACUGAACCCAGCGGUCAGUUAUGUAUGAAUGACAGAAUUUGCAGGAUUCGUGAUGGAGAGCUUUGCUCCUCGAACGGCUGGGGAAGGACCCAGCUGGCGGAUGGAACAUGGGCUGGAUUGGGGGAUAGCCAGCGAAAGAGCACAAGUGAGCACAUAUUCCAGCGCCCGGCACAGUCUGGCAUAUUGAAUCGAAUCUUGGCGCAGGAGAUCCCGCUCUCGUUGUGUAGCCUCAGCCCAUUUCCUUCCUGGAGAGUUGGAAAUGAGACUGCAAAGACCAUGGCUGCAAGGUGUCAGGUGGAUCUGAGCUUCUGACGAGACACAGAUUGCGUUUGGGAUGUCCCAAUGUCAACCAUAGAGGAUGAUCCGGAUCAUUCCCCCUAUGGGAUAGACACCGCUUCGCACUACAUUGCUGAACCAAUAAGCCACAUCAAGCUACUAGCUAGCUUGUUUGACCAUGUUUUGCCUGGUCUAUGAUGACUGAAGAGGCGCUUGUAGUGUUAAAACUUCAAUUAACAAAGCAGUUAAACAUGCAAGUUUAAACAUGAAUUGAAAAGUGUUGAGGUGAAACGAAGAGAAGGACUUCAGAAUUCCUCAGUUCUGCUGGUCUUGAUUUAUGCGACGGCAUGAAGACCGAAUGAAGACCAGUGACCAGUGACCGGGAGUCAUGAAUCGAUAAAGCUCAGCG
Messenger RNA from Durusdinium trenchii, 2378 nucleotides. Lineage: Eukaryota; Dinophyceae; Suessiales; Symbiodiniaceae. The record is from the annotation of a GenBank genome assembly.